Oryza sativa Japonica Group (Japanese rice) is the source of this 1817-nucleotide messenger RNA. RefSeq names its product IAA-amino acid hydrolase ILR1-like 9. The record is from RefSeq and is a predicted model, not a curated record. Lineage: Eukaryota; Viridiplantae; Streptophyta; Magnoliopsida; Poales; Poaceae. Gene Ontology annotation, biological process: auxin metabolic process. Gene Ontology annotation, cellular component: endoplasmic reticulum. Gene Ontology annotation, molecular function: IAA-Ala conjugate hydrolase activity.
AUGAGGAUUGUGGACCUGGGGAAAAGAUGGUGGAAGGGGAAGAUGGAUGCCCAGGAUUCAGGUGUUGGGGAAAAGGAGGAGGAGGACAGCGAUGCGCUGCUCCGACAAUUUCGUGCCAAGCUCGACACCAUCGGCGUCCCCUACCAGUGGCCCGUCGCGCGGACCGGCGGCGUCGGCGGCGAUGGCCCCAUCAUCGCGCUCCGGGAGGACAUGGACGCACUCCUGGUGCAGUCAUCCCCCCUCCUCGUCUUGACCUUCUGCCUCGCUCUCGCCUCGGCGUCGGCGUGGGCGGCGGCGGCGGGGGAUGACGACCUCCUGGCGGCGGCGCGCGAGCCGGGGAUGGCCGAGUGGCUGCGCGGCGUGCGGCGGCGGAUCCACCGGCACCCCGAGCUGGCGUUCGAGGAGGUCCGCACCAGCGAGCUCGUCCGCGCCGAGCUCGACGCCAUCGGCGUCCCCUACCAGUGGCCCGUCGCGCGCACCGGCGUCGUCGCCACGAUCGCCGGCGGCGGCGGCGGCGAUGGCCCCGUCGUCGCGCUCCGGGCGGACAUGGACGCGCUCCCCGUGCAGGAAUUGGUAGAUUGGGAACACAAGAGCCAGGAAAACGGGAAAAUGCAUGCUUGCGGCCAUGAUGCUCACACUGCAAUGCUUCUGGGAGCAGCCAAGCUACUUCAGAAACGCAAGAACGAACUCAAGGGCACUGUAAAGCUGGUGUUCCAGCCAGCAGAGGAGGGGAGCGCAGGUGCCUACUAUGUUCUUCAGGAAGGCGUCCUCGACGACGUGUCGGCGAUGUUUGGGAUGCACGUCGAUCCGGCUCUUCCGGUGGGCGUGGUUGCAGCCAGGCCUGGGCCAUUCGCCGCAACGUCAGGCAGGUUCUUGGCAACUAUCACUGGAAAGGGUGGCCAUGCUGCAUUCCCCCAUGACGCCAUUGAUCCUGUUGUCGCUGCAUCCAAUGCCAUCCUCAGCCUUCAGCAGAUUGUCGCCCGCGAAAUCGAUCCCCUCCAGGGCGCGGUGGUAUCCAUCACCUUUGUGAAAGGAGGAGAAGCUUACAAUGUUAUUCCUCAGUCUGUGGAGUUUGGUGGCACCAUGAGGAGCAUGACUGAUGAGGGUUUAGCAUAUCUAAUGAAGAGGAUCAAAGAGAUAGUGGAAGGGCAGGCGGCGGUGAACCGGUGCGGCGGCGGCGUGGACUUCAUGGAGGAGUCGAUGCGGCCGUACCCGGCGGUGGUGAACGACGAGGGGAUGUACGCGCACGCGCGGGCGUCGGCGGAGCGGCUGCUGGGCGCCGGCGGCGUCCGCGUGGCACCGCAGCUGAUGGGCGCCGAGGACUUCGGGUUCUACGCGGCGCGGAUGCCCAGCGCCUUCUUCACCAUCGGCGUCGGCAACGCCACCACCAGCAGCGCCCGGGCGGCGCACACCACGCACUCCCCGCACUUCGUCAUCGACGAGGCCGCACUCCCCGUCGGCGCCGCGGUCCACGCCGCCGUCGCCAUCGACUACCUCUCCAAGCACGCGUCGUCCAUGUGAAGAAUUAAGGAUCAGUGUGUGCUUGUGCAUGCAUGUGCGUGAGGCAAAGAAGUAUCGUUUGGUGGUCAUAGGUACAGUAUGUGUAGAGGAUACGUAGCAUGCGUACACAUUCUCGCCAUACAUAGGGCAUGUGCUAUAUUUUAGUGCAAAAAUUCUAUUGUUUCUCAAAAUAUAGGUUAAAUGAGAUAUAAAAUACCUCGUUAAGUUUACGAAGGACCUCAAUAUAGAGGAGACGACAACCGCGGAUUUCCAGAAUACUUUUAUAAGGAAUGAUCAUUGAAUGUGUAUUCUUUCUA